AUAUUAUUUAUGUUUAAAAAACUCGCCAAGGGUUAUAUCAAAAUGAUUUUUAGCUUUUCGUUCGAUUAAACGGAAGAAAACAUCGACUUCCUGCCACAAACAUUCUAUCCAAUGAAGAGCCUUGGCACAAAAUUUCUGAAGACAAGACAAGUCAAUGAAAAAGAAAAACUGUCAAAAUAUUGAAAAAACCGGCAUGCAGUCGGCCGAUUAGAGUAACCAUAUUUUAUGGCUGCUGCUAGUGGAAGUGGUUCAAACAGUGGUGGUGGUGGUAGCGGUGGAAAGAAAAGAAUGGAGGAGAAUACGGUUGAGAGCCUGGCGGAGGUGUUCCGAUGUUUCAUCUGUAUGGAGAAGUUGCGGGACGCCCGUCUCUGUCCUCACUGCUCCAAGCUGUGCUGCUUUAUGUGCAUCAGGAGAUGGCUGACAGAACAGAGAUCACAGUGUCCUCACUGCAGGGCCUCCCUCCACCUCCAUGAGUUGGUCAACUGUCGGUGGGCAGAGGAAGUGACCAACCAACUGGACACACUCCAGCUGUGUACACUGCCCAGCAGGACAGAGGACAGUGACAAGGAUAAAUGCGAGCUGCACCAUGAGAAGUUGAGUGUGUUCUGCCGUUCCUGCUCAAAAUGUAUCUGUCAUCAGUGCGCACUCUGGGGCGGUACGCAUUCUGGUCACACUUUCAUGCCACUGGAUGAGAUCUAUGAUGAACACGUGUCUAGGAUCCGCGAGGAGAUGAACCAGCUGAAGAGACGCCAUAUUGAACUGAUCAGUCUGGUGCAGGAUGUGGAGAGAAAUGUUGAGAGUGUAAAAAAUGCCAAAGACGAGAGAGUGCGUGAGAUUCGCAAUGCAGUGGAGCUGAUGAUUGCCAGACUGGAGUCCCAGCUGAAGAGCAAACUAUUGACUUUGAUGGGUCAGAGGAACCAGUUGACCCAGGAGACGGAGAUGAUGGAGUCAGUGAUCCAGGAGAUUGAACACCAGCUCCACCUGUGUUGUAAGAGUGAGUUGAUCGUGGAGAGUUCCAACGUAUUACAGAUGUUCCAGCAGGUCCACAGGAGACCCAUGGCCUCCUUUGUCACUGCCCCUGUACCCGCUGACUUUAACAGUGAGAUAGUGCCAGCAUAUGACAGCAGUACCUUUGUGAUGACUAACUUCACUGGUCUCCAGCAGAGGGCAGACCCAGUCUACAGCCAGCCACUCCAUGUCUCUGGACUCAGCUGGAGACUCAAAGUGUACCCUGAUGGCAAUGGUGUUGUGAGAGGAAACUACCUGUCUGUAUUCCUGGAACUGUCUGCUGGACUGCCUGAGACUUCUAAGUAUGAGUACAGAGUAGAGAUGGUCCACCAGGCAUCACGAGAUCUCACCAAAAACAUCGUCCGUGAGUUUGCCUCGGACUUUGAGGUUGGCGAGUGCUGGGGAUAUAACCGGUUCUUUCGCCUGGACCUCCUGGCCAGUGAGGGGUACCUGAACACAGAGACGGACACCCUUAUCUUGAGGUUCCAGGUCCGUCCUCCAACCUAUUACCAGAAAUGCAGGGACCAGCAGUGGUAUAUCAACCAGCUAGAGUCGGCCCAAACACAGUUUAUAGGGCAGGUCAAUGACCUGAAAGAGCGCCUAGCUAUUGAACUGUCUCGCCACCAGACUUCCCACCAGAAAUGUCCAUCACCAGACAAUCAGACUGCAGCCCGCCCUGAGGCUCCCCCUGGUGGUGUGGCCAGUAAUACCAGUGGUGGCAGUAGUGGUGGCAAGCCCCCCAUAUUGUACCCCAAGCCAGUGAGGGCAGCGGUCAGUAUGGAGCUGGACAUGCAGAUGGAGGAGGAGAACCAUGACGAUGACAGCAGUAGCAGCUCUGCUUCUACUGAGAAUUUGAGUGAAGUUCUCCAUGACCAUGAUGAGACCAAUGAAGAGCUUGAAGAACAAAUUCUUGAAGAGAGCGCAGAAAUCAGCAAUGAUGAAAACGACAUUGAUGAAGAAACCAUGUCUCUUGACAAUGAUGUUGAGAACAGCCGGCAGUGGGAGAGCCAGGAGACGGCUGCCUUGGGUGGGGGAGACUCUGCCAGGAAUAGAGAAGGAGAUGAUGAUGAGCUGGUGCUGUUACAGCUAUUAGACCUGCAGGACAGGGGGUCAGAAGAGAGGAGGGUCACCUUCCCAAAACCCAAGAGAUACACCUCCAACACCACCUUGAAUGCUACUGCUCCUGCCCCUACCAGUGCUGCUACUACUGCUACUGCUACUGCUACUGCUGCUACUGCUGCUACUGCUACUGCUGCUGAGCCUGCUGUGCCGACAGGUGACAGACAGUUUCCUGCAUCUGACCUUCACCAGCAAACUGAGCAGUGGAUAGAGAGGGUCAAGUCUUACCUGGAGCGGGUGUCCAGUAGCAGGAAGCACAAGUCUAAAGACAGCGGUCAGAGAAGACCAGCUCAUUCUAGUCGGGUCAGCAGUGCCAAAGAUCGCUUCCACUCUGAGCUGGCGGAGUUGGGAGUGUCCUUGCCACCAGGGGGAAGCAGCAGUGGCAGUGCAACAGGGUCCUCCGCUCAAGAGAGACUGACAGCAUCGCGUCCCACUGCCAGACUGUCUAGUCCAGACCUACAGCAAUCUCCCAAACUACAGGAAGAUGGUGCAGCCAAUGAAAGCCAUUCUACCACAGGUGACCUAGAUGGCGAGCACAGCACCCCGAGUCUCCCGGGGAGUCCUCUGGACAGUUCCCUAGAGCAGUACCCCAUCUCAGACAUCUCCACAUCAGAGGUGGCCUGCAUCCCUGUUCUGAACACUGCCAGACUGGUGGCCAGGAUGAGUCAACUGGUAGAAGAAGCCACCAAAGCCGAGGCAGCUGCUGCGGCAGCCAAUGGGGCUCCCAGUGGGCCAGGAGGAGGAGAUGCAUCCAGAGACAGUGCAACUCCAGGAGGAGAAGAUGCCAGUGAAGACCCCAGUGCUGACAGAGGUCCCAGCUCCCAGGGAGACAGCCUGGGCCCAGGUGGCAGAUCCCAGGGAGACAGCCUGGCCUCAGGUGGCAGAUCCAUGGGUCCCAGCAGGGUCACCCCCACUGUGGAGUUUAGCACCAAUGACAAGAAAAGCCCAAGAAGUUCUGUCAUAUGAAUCCUGAUUUUUAAGGAAACAGAGUUGAAGAUAUACCAAACAACUGCAUAAUGAACUAGUUCACUUGGAACCAGUGGUGUAAAACCCUCUCUCGGAUUCUCAGUAACAACGACCUGCUGUUUAUAUCCUACAUAUGAAUAGAAGGAGGAACAAAAGCAGGAUGUAGAAUGUUUUCACUCCUAGAAGCCAAAUGUUACAAAUGACAAAGAGAGAAGGGCACUGCUUUGUUACAAUACACAUGAAUUGCCAAAUAUGCAAAUAUUUCACAUUCAGCUAAGUAGAUUAGAUCCGGUUAUCAACAUAAUAUUUAUGUAUGCUGUUUCAAAUUUCUGUUGAACAAAGCCUACUUGCACCUCUAGCACUGUUAUAUAGCCCAGUAUUACCUUGCUAAAAGACCAUUACAGUAUUUUUCCUUUGUAAUGCACAUUUCCUCACAUAAUUCUUUAUAAGCAAAAAGAUUAAAAAAAACAAUUAUACCUUGUUUAACUCUUUUGAACUAAGUUUGUGGAGCACUAGUAAUAAAAUAACACUACAGGAGGAGAUGGGGGGGGGGGGGAGGCUCUCAUUUUUGAGCUUUGGCUCCAGCUUACAGCCAAGAGCACUUGCUAUUUUCCCUAUAACAUGCUGAAAACUGCAGACCAUGUAGAACACUGGAUUAAUGAGGUCAGCAUUUAGUUAACAUUGCUUGAAGUUUUUAAGAUCAGUUUUCAACCAAUUUUGUUUCUAGAGAGAUAUGAAGUUGAAUUGACAUGCUGCACUGAAAAUAUAUGGAAAAGUGCAGAUAGACUAGCAGUAACCAGGCUGGAAUUUGGUUGGGAGAUGAAUGUUGGGUGUCAGAGCUAAUUUAUAAUAUGCAGAGAACUGUUCAAUAUGACAAAGAAUUCCAGUGUCCACAAAAAAGCUAUGGAAAAUUUUCCACCUAUAUAUUUACUAAUUUUCUAGAUACUUACAACUGUGGACGAGGAUUCUGUACAAUGAUGCUAUUUGUUUCCUUUUUUUCCCCAAAAAAAUACAUAUUCAAUUUUUUUUCAAUCUGUGGACCAAGUUCAUCUGUGCUCACAUGUCAGUUUACCAGUAAAAAAUUAAUAGAGGAAUAUGUGUAAUUCUUAUUGUGAAAGGUCAGGGUUAGAGUAGAGAUUUUGCAUGCUACAUGGGAAUUGGUUGUCUUUGGGACCAGGUACACGCAUUCCCUGAAAUGUAACUGAGGUUUCUGUUGAUCAGCAUUAGAGAGGAGUUUUAAGAUUAUCGGAUAGGAUUGUCAAAUGCUACAAGUGGUGCUGAGGAUUGAGUGUUUUUUUUUUCUUUUUCUUUACUUACUGUUUUUGUGCAAUAUGAAAUAAAAUGUUUA
Lingula anatina is the source of this 4441-nucleotide messenger RNA. RefSeq names its product E3 ubiquitin-protein ligase TRIM37. Gene Ontology annotation, cellular component: aggresome; peroxisomal membrane. The record is from RefSeq and is a predicted model, not a curated record. Gene Ontology annotation, biological process: protein autoubiquitination; aggresome assembly; protein monoubiquitination. Lineage: Eukaryota; Metazoa; Brachiopoda; Lingulata; Lingulida; Lingulidae. Gene Ontology annotation, molecular function: tumor necrosis factor receptor binding; zinc ion binding; ubiquitin protein ligase activity.